Salvia miltiorrhiza (redroot sage) is the source of this 673-nucleotide messenger RNA. RefSeq lists its product as uncharacterized. The transcript is spliced from 2 exons. Gene Ontology annotation, molecular function: zinc ion binding. The record is from RefSeq and is a predicted model, not a curated record. The coding region runs from base 64 to 504 and encodes 146 amino acids. NCBI's taxonomy places the organism in Eukaryota, Viridiplantae, Streptophyta, Magnoliopsida, Lamiales, Lamiaceae.
CAAAUCAAAUGAAAUUGUGAGAAUUAGGGUUCUCUCGAUCAUUCUCCUCUCACAACAAUUACCAUGGCUUGUGCUAAAUCUUCCUCCUCCGGCGGUUCGGCCAUGUUCGACACGACCACAAAGUGUUACUGCGGAAGCCGCGUCGUGCUUAUGACGUCGCAAACACAACAAAACCCUGGACGGAGGUUCAUAUGUUGUCCGAAGAAAGAUAUUAAGGCUCAGUGUCGAUUUUGGCAUUGGGUUGAUCCCGAGACUCCGAUAGGAGAGGCAGAAGAAGAAGAUGAUGGUGAAUCGAAACUAACUUUCUGGAUUGGCGAAUACUACCGACAACAACAGUAUCUUGAAGCGGACAUGAUGAGAAUCCGACAGUUGGAGGCUGAGAUUAAGCAUCUCAAAAAGAAAAAGAAAGACAACAAGAAGCUAUUCGUCAACAUGAAGCAAUUCAUGUAUGGUGCUUGUUUUGGAGUGUUGGUUUAUGCAGUUUCGAUGUCACUCAUUUUGUAGAAAUGAUUACUAGAUUAAGCUAUGGUUAGUGAUUGAACAUGUUAGUGCUUCAACUUGUUGUUUAGUAUCCUAUUUUCAUAUACAUAUUGUAUUGUCCAAUUUUCAAGUGCAAUGGACAUUGAAUUGUUGGUAAUGAAAAUAUGGAAAUCUGCAGUGGCAUUUUGUAUUA